This is a messenger RNA of Asparagus officinalis (garden asparagus), 1224 nucleotides long. Its product is annotated as mitogen-activated protein kinase 9-like. Gene Ontology annotation, molecular function: ATP binding; protein kinase activity; magnesium ion binding. The transcript is spliced from 5 exons. Gene Ontology annotation, cellular component: cytoplasm. The record is from RefSeq and is a predicted model, not a curated record. Bases 352 to 1206 code for a protein of 284 amino acids. Lineage: Eukaryota; Viridiplantae; Streptophyta; Magnoliopsida; Asparagales; Asparagaceae. Gene Ontology annotation, biological process: protein phosphorylation.
AUUUUUUUUUUGAACUCAUCUGAUUCAGUUGAACUUGUCCAUUCUCUUAUGGAUCUAAUUUUUCGUAGUUUUUGGCAUUAUUUGUGUCGAUUAUCUUUAUGUUUAUUCAAUGUAAUUGGAUAGCUUGCAUCACUAUAUGAUAUUGUAACUUUAUGGGUUUCCAAGGUUUUAUUUAGUAAUUUACUGAAUUAUAGUCGAGUUAUUAGUAUUUAUGUAAGACAAAAUCAUUUCUCAAAGAAAUCCUUCAACAAUUUUUGAUUUACAUGCCUGAAGUUAUCCAUACUCUGAUUUGCUUCUGAUAUUUUGGACUAAGACCUUGAAAGAGAGAACCUUCAAAAGUUUUCUCAGAGUAUGAGUUUCUAUAUUUCCCCCCCUCUAUUAAGUAACUUUUUAUUACGCGAUUCGCAGAAAAAAAUGAGUGAAGAAACUGAAGCUAAUUCAUCUGAGCGACGAUCAGCCCCACGUCUGAACCAGAGGAUUCUUUCAUCGUUAUCGAGGAGAUCCGUAUCUGCUCAUCCUUGGCAUGAUCUUGAGAUAGGUCCAGAUGCUCCUGCAAUUUUUAAUGUUGGUGUGGAAAUAACGAAAGGGAGUAAGGUUAAAUAUGAACUUGACAAGAAAACAGGAUUGAUCAAGGUUGAUCGAGUUUUAUAUUCAUCUGUUGUGUAUCCUCAUAAUUAUGGUUUCAUUCCUCGUACACUUUGCGAAGACAAUGACCCCAUGGAUGUGUUGGUCCUCAUGCAGGUAGCUAGCUUUUUAAGCUAUGAACUUAUGCAGAGCACAAAUGAAGCAGACUUCUUCACUGAAUACGGCAAAGCGAGCCGAUACCAGAUUCAUGAGGUGGUCGGCAAGGGAAGUUAUGGGGUCGUCGACGCGGCCGUGGAUACCCACAAUAGAGAGAAAGUGACAAUCAAGAAGAUAAACGAUGUCUUCAAGCAUGUUUCGGAUGCUACUCGCAUCCUGCGAGAAAUCAAAUUGCUUGGGCUGCUCCGCCACCCUGACAUUGUAGAAAUUAGGCACAUAAUGCUUCCUCCCUCACGGAGAGAAUUUAAAGAUAUUUAUGUUGUUAUCGAGUUGAUGGAAUCUAACCUUAAUCAAGUUAUCAAGGCAAAUGACAAUCUCAUGCCUGAACACCAUCAGUUUUUUAUGUACCAGCUUCUGCGAACUAUGAAGUAUAUCCAUAGCUAUGAAGUAUAUCCACAUUGGUGAAUGCCUUUUUUUUUUUGC